Molecule: messenger RNA, 613 nt
Organism: Phacochoerus africanus (Common warthog)
Lineage: Eukaryota; Metazoa; Chordata; Mammalia; Artiodactyla; Suidae
Product: ubiquinol-cytochrome-c reductase complex assembly factor 3
Exons: 2
Coding region: 84-353 (89 amino acids)
Biological process (GO): mitochondrial electron transport, ubiquinol to cytochrome c; mitochondrial respiratory chain complex III assembly
Cellular component (GO): mitochondrial inner membrane
Source: RefSeq, a predicted model, not a curated record
CUCUAGCCUGCGUCGGGGACGGUGAGACGUCGCAGCCGCCUUGCUGGGCUCCGGAGGGCGCCUGGCUGAUCGCGCUGUCUGUCAUGGAGACCUUGCGCAAAGCGCUGAUCGUGGGCGCAGUGCUGGGCGUGGGGGCUGGCGUGGGCUCUGCGCUGUUUGUCCUCGUGACCCCGGGAGAGCAGCAGAAGCAGGCGAUACUAAAGGAGAUACCGGAGCAGGACCCGCAGCGCAGGGACGAGGCAGCCAGGACCAAACAGCUACUGCUGGCCACUCUGCAGGAGGCAGCGGCCACACAAGAGAACGUGGCCUGGAGGAAGAACUGGAUGAGCGGCGGCGGCGGGAGGUCAGCCUGAGUCCGGACCUGCUCCCGUGGGCGCCGUGACCUCCGCUCCCACGCAGGAGUCCAAGGCAGCCUUUCUCCUUUGUGGGCCGGCGAGGAGUCCAGACCCAGAUGCCACGCGCAGGCCUCUCCGGGUCCUGGGGAGCUGCUGCUGGGUGAGCACGUUACCCCCCCAAACCCUGUACUGACUGUGUCUUAACGUCUACGUUGCGGGCCGGGGCGUCGGAUGCGGCUUAACUGAAGGAACCAAUAAAUCAUGUUCCUUCAUCCAGA